CGUGACUAAAGCUGUCGACGAGUGGGGGUGUCUGUGUCAUAUUUCCACGCCCUGCUACACAAAAACCAAACAACAGACGCCUGGGAGCGAGUGCCGGUAUUGGAGAGGGGGCAGCUUUGCAUUUUGCCAGACAUGGAGCCAAACUCUCGAUAACGGGACGAGAUAAGACGAGACUGGAAGACGUCGCUUAGCGAUGCGCGGAGUGCGGGAUACCGGCUGAUGACCCCCGGCGUUGUGGACACUCCACUCUUCACUCGGGAGGACUCAUUCUUUCACAACAAAGACGAGGAGGCCAGCAAGUUCUUGAAGGAACAAGCAGUUGCCCAUCCCCUUGGCAGAGUGGGCCAACCCCAGGAUGUGACUGAGUCCAUUGCUUACCUUGCCUCAGACGCUGCGAGCUUUGUGACAGGACAGCUCAUUUUCAUUGAUGGGGGUCGACACCUUGUCUAGCACAGUACUUUUUAGUGAAAUUCGUGCAUAUUCAGGGACAAACCGAUUUGUUCUCGAAGGGCGGUUUGAUACAUGAACAUACAUGAAUCUUGCUCCAAUGUCCUUUGCUCGAAGACAUGAGUUAAAUAUGCAAUUGACUGCAUGUGAUCCAAUAAAGAUCGAGAAAUGGUGACGUGUGGUGUUUAAAAUUCCUUAAUAAGAGACUGCUUCAUGCUACGUAAGCAUCGUCCGCAUAGAAUAAGUAUAUCACAACGUUAUCACAGUUUGAUCUGGCAGAUUGCAAUAAAAAAUACUACUAAUCCUAUAUAGAUAUAUAUCACAGCGACCUGUUGUCAGCAAUAUUACA
Haliotis rufescens (red abalone) is the source of this 796-nucleotide messenger RNA. RefSeq names its product tropinone reductase 1-like. The transcript has 4 exons. The record is from RefSeq and is a predicted model, not a curated record. The coding region runs from base 220 to 450 and encodes 76 amino acids. Lineage: Eukaryota; Metazoa; Mollusca; Gastropoda; Lepetellida; Haliotidae.